Limulus polyphemus (Atlantic horseshoe crab) is the source of this 6932-nucleotide messenger RNA. RefSeq names its product potassium voltage-gated channel protein Shal-like. The record is from RefSeq and is a predicted model, not a curated record. Gene Ontology annotation, molecular function: protein binding; A-type (transient outward) potassium channel activity. Bases 27 to 1997 code for a protein of 656 amino acids. Gene Ontology annotation, cellular component: membrane; voltage-gated potassium channel complex. Gene Ontology annotation, biological process: protein homooligomerization; potassium ion transmembrane transport. The transcript has 6 exons. NCBI's taxonomy places the organism in Eukaryota, Metazoa, Arthropoda, Merostomata, Xiphosura, Limulidae.
CAUCAUCUGGGUGAGACGGGGGAAUCAUGGCUUCUGUCGCCGCGUGGCUUCCCUUCGCCCGAGCUGCUGCUAUCGGCUGGGUACCGAUUGCUAACAACCCGCUACCAGCUCCGCCAAUAACAAAGGAUAAAACCAAAAGAGAAGAUGAAAAAUUUAUCAUUAAUGUCAGCGGGAGGAGGUUUGAAACUUGGAGAAAUACGGUAGAAAAAUAUUCCGAUACUCUUCUCGGUUCUAACGAGAGAGAGUUUUUUUUCGAUGAGGAAAGCCAAGAGUAUUUUUUUGACCGUGAUCCGGAAUUAUUUCGACACGUCUUGAACUACUAUCGCACAGGUAAGCUUCAUUUUCCUAAACAUGAGUGUCUCAUGGCUUACGAUGAAGAGUUGGCUUUUUUUGGAAUCAUCCCAGACGUCAUUGGGGACUGUUGUUAUGAAGACUACAGGGACAAGAAAAGGGAGAACACAGAGAGAAUCAUGGAUGAUAAACUGUCAGAAGCCAAUGAGCCGAAUGAUACCUCCAAUUAUACAAUUCGAGAGAAAAUGUGGAGAGCAUUUGAAAACCCCCAUACCAGCACAGCGGCACUAGUGUUUUACUACGUAACCGGGUUUUUCAUUGCCGUGUCAGUAAUGGCGAAUGUUGUAGAGACAAUUCCAUGUGGAAAGCAUUUGUACACCAAUGAAAGCAUCUCCUUCGGAGAGAUGUACAAAACAGCCUUUUUCUGUUUGGACACAGCCUGUGUUAUGAUCUUCACGGCUGAAUACCUGUUACGUUUAUACGCUGCUCCGAACAGAUGUUACUUCAUGAGAAGCGUUAUGUCUAUUAUUGACGUGGUUGCUAUAUUGCCCUAUUACAUUAGUCUGGGAAUGACUGAUAACGAGGACCUUUCAGGAGCCUUCGUAACCUUAAGAGUGUUUCGGGUUUUUCGUAUCUUCAAAUUUUCCAGACACUCACAGGGGCUGCGUAUCCUGGGUUAUACCUUAAAAAGUUGUGCUUCUGAACUUGGCUUUCUUGUGUUCUCUCUUGCUAUGGCCAUAAUCAUAUUCGCCACUGUAAUGUUUUAUGCUGAGAAAAAUGUAACAAAUACGAAUUUUACCAGCAUCCCGUCUGCUUUUUGGUACACUAUUGUUACUAUGACUACUCUUGGGUAUGGUGACAUGGUUCCAGCUACAAUUAUGGGCAAAAUUGUAGGCGGUGUCUGCUCCCUGAGUGGUGUACUUGUGAUUGCACUUCCGGUUCCAGUUAUUGUUUCAAACUUUUCUCGAAUUUAUCAUCAAAAUCAAAGGGCGGAUAAACGUAAAGCACAAAAGAAAUCAAGAAUGGCCAGAAUUCGAAUUGCCAAGGCAAAAAGUGGUGCAGCAUUUGUUAACAAGAAGAAAGAAGCUGAAGCUAGAAUUGCUGCACAAGAGUCUGGACAGGAAAUUGAAGACGUCACGGAAGAUAUUUUUGAACUUCAACAUCAUCAUCUUCUUCAAUGUCUCGAAAAAACGACAGACAGAGAAUUUGUAGAGCUUGAUGUCCCCUACAAUGGUCAACCAAAUCGACUUUCAUCCACUCCUCCUCUGUCCCCAGCGCCAUCUCUAUCAUCUAAUGAUAAUCCUUUAUGUUCCUGUUGUGGAAGACGCUGUGGAAGAAAAAAAUAUCAGGCCGUCUUAGAUAGAACGUCCAGUAAGCAACACAGUGGAGUAGGAACAUCAGAUCAAGAUGAAGAACUGAAUGAUAUUCAAGUACGGAUUAUGUCAAAUAGAACACCUCCUUCCAGCGAUUCACACCAUCAAAAUAUUAGUCUCUCUAGGUCAAGUUUGAACAAUCCGACACCAAUGGUAACUGCUAUAAGUUCGCCGCCAGGCAGUGGUAGUGUCAUCACAACCGUGGUAACAAUGUCCCAACCUAGUCCCAAUUCUGAGACGGAGGCUAUUUUAUCUGCCGAAACGACGAGCACAGCAUCACCAUCUCCUGGUAACACGAGCACGGGUCCCAUGGUUCGGAUAUCAACACUUUAACACGGUCCUAUAUAAGAAAGUGUAGGUUCCUUAUAAAAAAUUUUGGUUAGUUGUAACAAGGGAAAGCGGCUAAAACUGGCCGAGGACUUGAUCAGUUAAUAAUUCCAUUGCCUCAAACUGAGGUUGUAAUCCUGGCAAAUGGACAGUGCACUGGAAGCCUGCCCAGGUAUUAUACUUCCACUAUCCUUUUCUCUUUGUGCCAUGUUCUGCCCAUGUAUGCUGAUGCCGGAUCUGCCUACAUUUCCUCAUUCAGCCUCUCCAUAACUCCCGCAUCAGCCAAGUACAGGGGAAAAAUCAGUCCACAACUGAUAUCCGUAAUGGCUUUGCCUGUCGUAAUCACCGAACGAUGGUAAAUUUUAUUCUCCUUCAAAUGACAUGUAUAAGUUGAAGUCCAAAGUAAAAAUAAAAUAAAAUCAUUGAUACGUUCGCACAAAUGUUUCUUAAACCUAAGUUUGACCUUCCAUUAUUUUUUUACUUUAUUUUUAACUAAUUAUAAAUAAUUAUUUCAUGUUGUUAAUGUUUUCUUUAUAUUGAAAAGUCACUGUGUAAUGGGUAACUGUAAAUAUAGUCAUAUUAAUGAAUACAGUGUUAUCCGAUAUUAAUGAAUACAAUGUUAACCGUCUGACGUUUUCAAAACUGUUGAUUUUGGUUUAUUCGUAAAAAAUGAUUGUAUAAAUAUUUAUUCUUCAGAAAACUACUUGCACAAUGUAAUGUUAUAAUAGCGUUCUCUGCAGUUCGGAAAAUACGCAUGUAUUUGUUUAAUCUUCUGUACAAGGCUAUCCGCAGUUCGUAAAAACACAAUCCAACUCAUGUUUUUCUUUUGUCUGGAGCUUUUCAUGAUCUGUAAGCAUUCUUAAAUAAAAAAAAAUCUAGUGAAUGAAGUAAAAAACAUUUAAUUUCAGAUAAUAUAAAUUAAGUGGAAUGAACAUAAUGUUCUUUCACCUUGAAAAAUUGUGUUUGGUGUAUCUAUCUGUCUGUAUAGCUUGUUGAUUAAGAGCAUACUUUUGGCAUAUAUUUUGACCUGAAUAUCUAAUAUACUAGUAUGUACCUUUGAUCUAAGUGGGUGAGGGUGAAUGUAUAAAUGCACGGUUUGUGUUACGGUGUAUUUUUUUUUCUAAUCAAUUUGUCGGUCAGUAAAACAGGGCUGUAUUUCGUUUACAAUUCGAACCACACGAGAUAAUCUGCUUAUGAAAUAGCGAAAAAGUAACCUUGGAUUUGUGUCACUCAUUUGUUGGUGGGUAAAGCGGUAGAUAUGUGCAACAUUUGAAAUAAUCUUUCAGUCUGGUUUUAAUUAUUACAUCAAGAGUUUAGUUUUGAAAUUGUUUCACCAUUUUUUUCACAGUGAAAAAUAGAACCUAAGCUCAAAAUAUAUGUUGAAGGUGUAAAAAGACUUAAACUUUCUAUGUCUAUGAAUUUACUGGAGUUAUAUGUGAGUAUAAAUGGAAGAAGGUCCACGUGUCAAGAACUAUAGAAUAUACAGAGCGUGACAUAGGUUUAUAAAUGUUAUAAUGUUUUAUCGUCGUGUAUUACACGUUUUACAUGUCACGUGUUACCACUUUAUAAGUUUAAUGUCUGAUGCUCUUCAUUACGCUGUUGGUGCAGAAAUAAAACUACAUGUUGAUGAUCAUCAUAAGUGUAAACCUAAUUCAGAAAACUUGAAAAAUAUCAUUUCUUACGAGUGAUUGAAACUAAACAUGCAAUAAAAAUUACUGUAUUAACUAAACAAAUAAAAUAACCAAUUACUAUGUUAAAAUUGUGUGAUAAAUGCUCGUAAACUCUUAAAUGAAAAUUUUAGCUCAAAGUUUGAUUGAUUGAUUUGUAUUGUCCGUAUCACAAAUCAUUUUUCAACUAUGUCAACGUGGUCUUAAUCACAAAAUUAUUAUCUCGUGCAUUCAAAAUAUUAUUCCGAGUCGUUAUGGUAUACGAGUUUCUUUAGUUAGUUGCUACGUCAGUCAUGCUAAGGUGAGAUCCAUUGAGAAAAAAAAUAUUGACGUUGCUGUCCUAAGCCUAAACUACUGUGAGAGAUUCCAUUAUGUGUAUAAUAGAGUAAGUUCUCUAUUAUAAUACAUCAGUUGAAGUAAUCUUCGUUACAUCCUUCUUUAACUAGCAUUUCUGGAAAGUAAAUCUACACAGUAACUGAGCUUCACAGUAUUUAUGAAGACAGUUAAUUCCCCGAGAUUUUCCAACUAAUAUAUUUAUGCUAAGAAAGAUCUGUCAUCAGGAUUCAGCGUUACUGAUUUUAAAGAAAUACCUUCGUGACGCUGGAAAGGAAACAGUUGCAAAUAAUUCACAGAUACAAUUGUUUUCUUUAUAUUUGAUAAAUCACUUGCUAUUUUUCAACUAAUAGAUAUUUAAAGAAAUUCAUAAAAAUUAUAUUUCGGUCUAAACUAAUAUUGUUAUCAAGAGAAUAGUUUUAGUUUGCUGAAUGAAUUCGCCAUCACUUGUGGACCUUCCCUUGAUAGCUAUUGACCUAUAAAACUAGGUGUUUAAUUCGGAUAAUACGAGUUAGCUCUUUGAUACAAUUAUCCGAACAACUAUUAAUUAAAGUGAAAUGCUAAAGUGCCCAGUUACUUACUAAACAGAUACUGUUUAUUGGGUGAAAUUAAAACCCGGAUGCUCAGUAAUUUAACAAUCUUUUAGGUAUCUCGUGAUUGAUUGAUUUAUAAACUUAGGAGCCCAGUAACUGUAAAAAGUAAUAAAACUUUUGAUUGACGAACUCAAAUAUAAACUUCAAAUGUAUAAAUUCCUAUUUACGCAUUGGAUGACUGGAUGUAAUAUAGUCUUAUGUGCCUGCUGACUGCAAAACGUAGGUUUUUUCAUAAUUGAUUGAUUGAAUGAUUGUGGAAAUAGCUACAUGCCCGAUGGUAUGUUUUUAUUGUAGCCAAACAUUUAUGAUGUCUAUUUAAGUGUAUAUGCACCUUAUAUUAGAAGAUGCCCUCUAGAUUAUUGAAUCUUUCAAUAUCUGAUCUUCCACUAAAGUAGGUUUAUUGAUAUUGUUCUAGUCUGUUCACUGUCAACUUUAGGUCAAUUAGAGAAUGAUUCAAAUAUCAUUCAUGUAUUAUAAUGUAUUAUGAAACCUUGUACCGCUUCCAUACUCUAGAAUGUGUUUUUGAGCCUAACAAUGAUUUACGAUAGUCCUAUAAAUCUACCUUCAUAUACUUGUUACAUUUUGUGCUGCAUUUGAAUGUGAUUUCAGACUUUAUGCAAGUUAAAUAAAUUCAUCUCUGUUCUGUAAUAUUAUCUAUUUGCUAACAUUUUGUGCUUGAUGAAAUAUACCAGUAUGCACAUCCACACACAUAUCUGUAACAAGUUCAUUUGGGGAAUAUUUCAGACCGACGAUUGUAUAUAGCAUAGUAUUAUCGUGCAGGUGGUGUAAACUUUUAAGCAAUUACAAAUUAAAUUAUCCACUAUGCACAAAAUCUUUAUUUUUAUUUUAUUGUUUGAAAAUUUCACACUUAUAUCUUAAGCUUAUGCAUAUCAGAGAGUUUCUAGGAAAUUCUCUACACGUUUUCUUUUAUGAUUGUUUGACGUAUAAAAGUACAUUUUCUGUAACUCCUUUAUUUAUUUUUUAUCCUGAAAGUGAGAGAAGUGAGGGGUUGAAAUUAUUUCAUAAAAUUGUAUUGCGAACGUUUAUACAAAACACUAAGCUUGAUACCAUCGCAAAAGGCUAUCACAUACCUGAAAUUGAAGAGACAAAAAUCAGAAUAAGAUUGAAACAUAUAAAAGACAAAUAUCACAUAAACGUUCAACAAAAAUGAAUAAGAUAUACAUUGAUUUUGAACAUAGCAAAAUUAGACGUACAUUUCUGAUCGUAUCAAAUACAUGAAAGUGAAUGCUUUUAUCAGCGAAGUAAUCUAUGAAAGUAUAGCGCUGUUCUUCUUUUAACAUGCAUAUUUUAUGGAUUCGAUAAAAAAAAAGCUCAGGAUUUAAUGUCUAAACAUGGUUUGAAAAAUUACUUUUAACAGUCAACUCGGGAUGAAAAACCAUUCUGAAAAUAACAAAAAUCCUGACCCCUUUUGUUAAAACAUGUGACUGUGUGCAAUAGGUUAUGAAUUUGGACAACGAUUUGGCAGGCAAUCUUGCGUUUGUAUUCAUGGAAGAAACGCAAGAGAGCCGAAACGUUGUCCGGAUUUAAUAUUUUCCAGGCAAAGUGUUUUUUUUUUGUUUUUUUUUUCAGAACUACACAUCAGGCUAUAAGAUACAUAAUAUCAAAUGUACGAAUUUAGCUUAAGUUGAGUAUUAACUUUCAGUUGCUUUUUUUUUUUUCAAAUGCUUUAGAUAUGUUGUCAUUACAUAUGAAUUAAACUUUUAUCUUAAGCGAUUUUACUUGCGUUAAGUACACAUGUGGUUUUUAAAAAUAUAUUUUACCAGAAUAUGUUCAUUGCAUCCGUAUCUAUAUAUCUUUAAGAAUUGUAGAAAUAUUCCAAAUUAAUUACAAUUGUAUAUAUCAGGAACAUCUGUGACUGUUCUGAAAAAGUUUGGACGUCAGAAUAAAAGCUGCAUUGUUAUUAGUAUUGGACGCCAGAAUAAGAUCUACAUUGUUAUUAGUAUUGGAAGCCAGAAUAAGAGCUACAUUGUUAUUAGUAUUGGACAUCAGAAUAAGAGCUACAUUGUUAUUAGUAUUGGACGCCAGAAUAAGAGCUACAUUGUUAUUAGUAUUGGAAGUCAGAAUAAGAGCUACAUUGUUAUUAGUAUUGGACAUCAGAAUAAGAGCUACAUUGUUAUUAGUAUUGGACGCCAGAAUAAGAGCUACAUUGUUAUUAGUAUUGGACGUCAGAAUAAGAGCUACAUUGUUAUUAGUAUUAUCAAAUACAUUUCACAUGAUUUUCACAUAUUUCACUAUGCACAAUUUUUGUUACUGUCGAUAAUGCAAGUUGUAUAAAAGUUGGCUGCUAACGCUAAUUUUGUUUGGUUAUACAAGACGUUCUUCCUAAA